GAGAGAGAGAGAGAGAGAGAGAGAGAGAGAGAGAGAGAGAGAGCUUAUAUAACACCAGCUCUGGGAAAUGCUGGAGAGCCGAGGAGACCUUCACUGGACAGCAAGCGGGGAAAACAGCGAUCACAACGGCCAUAAACUGAUGAGUGGUCGCACAACAUAAGGAUGCCAUGCGUACCACGCCGCCGCUGAAGCUUUUCCCCGAGGAUCAUCCUGGAGUCAGUGGCCACAGCCUUGGAUAUUAAACUCUGUUGUGACACAUCCAUUGUUCCACUGCUGCCAUUGGACUCCGUGGCGGUGAAGGACCCAGACACAAUGUCUACGACAUUGCCAGAUGCUGCAGGUCUUUCCAAGAUUAUGAAGUUGUAAGUGGGUUACAGAUCUCCUCACCCCUAAUCCAUGAAAUGGCCUUCCACUAAGGUGAGAGACAGGAAACAGAAUGGUGGCGCCUCUCUACAGACUGCACUGCUUCUUGAAGCGGGCUCAGAUGCUGUUGCUCUGCCUUGGCAUCGCCUAUCUGAUGGCAGGCAGCAUCCUGCUCCUGCAGCGUUCCAGCGUCAGAGUGGCCCAGCCGAACCUCGCCAGCCUGCCGCCACUGCUGUCCCUCGCAGCGCCUCCUAUUGCCCUCAGGACUGCAGGCCUGGGCGUGAGGGCACGCUCCAGAUGGGCCGCCAUUCAGCCUGUGUCCGGAGGGGGAGCCAAGGCAGGGCGACACUGGCCCGCUUCCCAAAGCCUCGGGGUCCAACACUUGCAUCGCCGCUGGUUUCAUAAUCUGCUGCCAGAGAGUCCAGAGCAGAGAGUCUCUCUCCACAGGAGCAGCAGGCAUAAAGGAACCUACAUCGGUUGCUUUUUGCACAAUGCCAGCGACCGAGCCCUGGGAGGAACCAUGCUUUAUGACCUGCGCAAAAUGACCAGCUCUCUGUGUCAAGACACCUGCUCAGAAAGUGGGUACCAGUUUGCAGGUCUGGAGUAUGGAGCUGAAUGCCACUGCGGAAACCGGAUCAGUAGCCCACGGGCUCCCGAGGAGGAUUGCAGUCUGGUGUGUCGCGGUGAUAGGGGGUCUCCGUGUGGCGGCGUGGGUCGACUCUCCAUUUACAAGGUGGAGGAGCAGCUGCCGGGUCACAGGAAAUUCAGAAACGUUCACUACCGCGGUUGCUUCAAGUUGCCGAAGAGCACCAUCAGCACCUUCCCUGUCUAUUCCUCUCAGCCCAACCUAACCACGCAGUCCUGCAUUGAGACCUGCACAGAUAAGGAGCUCCCGCUGGCUGUGUUCAAGAAGCCCCACUGUUUCUGUACCUGGACGUCCUCUCUGUUCAGUCUCAACCAGCAGACUGACAACCAGCAGUGUGUGGGGAACCUCACCAGCACCUCCACACCCACAGCACCCACUGAGCUUGACUACCACUACCAGGUGUAUCACACACCUGUGCUUGACUCCAGGUGCAAAGAGAGGAUGUUUCUGCCUCAGAGAUCCAACUCCCUGGUGGCUCUUUCCAGUUUUCCUGGCGCAGGCAACACCUGGGUACGCCACCUGAUCGAGCUCGCGACCGGCUACUACACUGGCAGCUUCUAUUUCGACGGCACGCUUUACAACAGAGGUUUCAAAGGAGAGAAGGACUACUGGAAGAGUGGCCGCAGCAUCUGUGUAAAGACCCACGAGAGUGGUCAGAAAGAGAUUGAGAUGUUCGAUUCUGCCAUCCUGCUGAUUCGAAACCCUUACCGCUCCCUUGUGGCUGAAUUCAACCGCAAGUGUGCCGGACAUUUAGGACACGCUACAGACGCACAAUGGAAAAGCAAAGAAUGGCCAGAAUUUGUCUCCAGCUACGCCCCCUGGUGGGCAUCCCACACUCUGAGCUGGCUGAAGUUUGGACGGCGCCUGCUGGUGGUGCAUUAUGAGGAGCUGCAGAAGUCUCUCCUCCCACAGCUCCGUCUCAUCACAGCCUUUCUAAACGUCACUAUGACCGAGGAGAGGCUGCUUUGUGCCCAGAGCAACCAAGAUGGGCAUUUCAAGCGCUCUGGGGCCCCGCGGCCCUCCUUCGACCCGUUCACCCCUGAUAUGAGACAGAUGAUUGACCCCUUCAUUCACACUGUCGACCAGGCACUGCAGAGCAGGAACUUUAGCAGACUUCCACAGGAAUACCUCCCCAGAUGAUGGUCUGAAAAUGUCAUACACAGUCCUUUAAAUGACUGGCCCAGCGGGGGUUUGCGAGAGAGAAGUUCUUUACAGAGUGCUCUGUUGGGAACAGACACACACUGGUUGGUGUAAGUGGACCACCUGACUCUUUGAUAAGCCAGACACACUGUGAAUGGCUGUAGAGUCAUGGAAACACACUGGAGGUCAAUGGAGAAAACAUGACAAUUCAAUGUGAAAUCCAAUGGUGAACAGCGAUGAAAGCCUCAGGGCAGGCACUGCCUCUGAGAGCCGCAAAUAUGACAAAUACUCAGAGAGGAUUUGACGUGAUAUGUUGGCCUGCAGAGUUGGGAUUAUCUAGCAAAGUGCCCGACUGCACAAAUAUGAGUGUAAAUCCAGGAUGGACUCAUUUUGGUUGAAGAGGGUUCUCUGUGGCUUUAUAAUUUUACUUUAGUAGAUAUUGUGUUCAUAGCAUACAGUACAUCCAUGUUAAUAAAAAUGACAAGUCAUACUAACAUAGAUGAACAACCACAGCGUUAGCGUUAUCCACAUUACACUGAAUUUCUGUGGGAAUCCGCUGGUUGCUACAGGUUUGCAAUCAUGAUGGAUAAAAGCCUCAGAGUUGCCACAUGUGGCCGUAUGGACUCUCCAUGCAACUAGUUUGACUGCACAUGAACUCAGAAAUAUGUUUUGUGUUUUAUGCUUUAAACUGUAAAUGAAAUCCAGCUUGUUUCUAUCAGUAUUUUAUUUCAUUAAAUGCGAUCAGUUGUUUACACUUGAA
This is a messenger RNA of Dicentrarchus labrax (European seabass), 2909 nucleotides long. It is a transcript of the gene wscd1b, whose product is annotated as WSC domain containing 1b. The record is from RefSeq and is a predicted model, not a curated record. The transcript is spliced from 9 exons. NCBI's taxonomy places the organism in Eukaryota, Metazoa, Chordata, Actinopteri, Moronidae. Gene Ontology annotation, molecular function: sulfotransferase activity. The coding region runs from base 437 to 2149 and encodes 570 amino acids.